AAUUAGUAGCAUCCAGCUAGCUAAUUUCUUAGAUAUCGACUUCACACCAACCUAAUAACUUACAUUUUCAUUUUUCACAUUUUACACUAAAAAACCAAAUCACUAUAUCUCACUCUCUUAAAGCAAAAACAUUAUAAAAAACCACUAUACUAUAACAACCUCUUCAUACUUCAUAACUAACUCAUUCUCUCUCACACACACACACACACACUCUCAAAUCCUCAUCAUAAUCACAAUGGACUUCGAUAGACUUGGACCGUUGGAUCCAGGUGGUUCAUCUCGUCGCUCCACCGCACCUCUAACAAACUCCACCACAUCCAAUUCAUCUCAAAAAAACAAUAAGAAACUCAUCAUGAUUUCAAUCCUCGCCGUCACUUUAAUCAUCGCCUCCGCCAUCUCCGCCACACUAAUCACUGUAAUCCGCUCCCGUGCUUCAUCCAAUGAUCAAAACUCCGCGAACCACCGCGCCAAACCAACUCAAGCAAUCUCCCGAACCUGUAGCAAGACAAGAUACCCCUCACUAUGCAUAAACUCCCUCCUAGAUUUCCCCGGCUCCACCGCCGCCUCCGAGCAACAACUAGUUCAUAUCUCAUUCAACAUGACACAUCGCCACAUCAGCAAAGCACUCUUCGCAUCCUCAGGGCUCUCGUAUGCAGUGUCAAACUCACGAGUUCGCGCUGCAUACGAGGAUUGCCUGGAACUAAUGGACGAAUCCAUGGACUCAAUCAGAAUGUCCAUGGAUUCAUUAACCACCAUGUCAUCGACUCUUUCCCGCGACGAUGAACCAUCAAAUGCCGCGGGAUCAGAGGAUGUGAUGACGUGGCUCAGUGCCGCGUUAACUAACCAAGACACAUGUAUGGAAGGAUUUGAAGACAUUAGCGGCACCGUUAAGGAUCAGAUGGUGAAUAAUUUGAAGGAUUUAUCGGAACUAGUGAGUAAUUCUCUCGCGAUAUUUUCAGGGAGUGGAGAUUUUGAUCUUACUGGAGUGCCGAUACAGAAUAAGAGACGGUUAUUGGGAAUUGAGAAACAAGAUAAUGAUGAUGUUGUCGGAGAUAUCUCGCGAGAAUUUCCGAAAUGGCUUAGGAAACGAGAUAGGAGAUUGUUGAGUUUACCGGUAUCGGAGAUUCAAGCUGAUGUUAUCGUUUCGAAAAGCGGUAACGGAACGGUGAAGACAAUUACUGAAGCGAUUAAAAGAGCACCGGAUCAUAGUAGCCGUCGGUUCAUAAUCUAUGUGAGGGCAGGAAGGUAUGAAGAGAAUAAUUUAAAGGUGGGAAAAAAGAAAACCAAUAUUAUGUUUAUAGGAGAUGGGAGGGGUAAAACUGUCAUUACAGGAAAAAGAAGUGUUGGAGAUGGCAUGACUACUUUCCACACCGCUUCCUUUGCUGCUAGUGGUCCUGGCUUCAUGGCACGUGACAUUACAUUUGAGAACUAUGCUGGACCGGAGAAGCACCAAGCGGUGGCGCUCCGUGUUGGAGCAGAUCACGCGGUGGUGUACCGCUGCAACAUUAUUGGGUACCAAGACUCAUGCUAUGUCCACUCCAACCGUCAAUUCUUCCGCGAAUGCAACAUUUAUGGCACCGUAGAUUUUAUAUUUGGAAAUGCUGCGGUUGUUUUUCAAAAGUGCAACAUUUAUGCUCGCAAGCCCAUGGCCCAACAAAAGAACACCAUCACGGCUCAAAAUAGAAAAGAUCCAAAUCAAAAUACGGGUAUUUCCAUUCAUGAUUGUCGGAUCCUACCUGCCCCAGAUCUAGCCUCAUCAAAGGGCAUUGAAACAUAUUUAGGUCGUCCGUGGAAAAUGUAUUCUAGGACCAUUUACAUGUUGUCCUAUAUGGGUGGUCACGUGCAACCACGCGGAUGGUUGGAAUGGAAUGGAGACUUUGCUUUAAAUACAUUGUAUUAUGGUGAGUACAUGAAUUUUGGCCCGGGUGCAGCUAUCGGACAAAGGGUCAAAUGGCCUGGAUACCGAGUCAUUACUUCUACUGUGGAGGCCAAUAGAUACACCGUGUCCCAAUUCAUCUCCGGUUCGUCGUGGUUACCAUCUACAGGAGUGGCAUUUUUGGCCGGGUUAUCCACUUGAUCACCAAUGCAGAUAUCUAUAGAAAGAAAUUUACAUUGUUACAUAGUCCAAAUUAAUUAACACCUCAAUUGGGGGAACACAUGGAUUCUAUUUUUAUAGUUUUAUUUUUGGCUUAAUUGUACCAAAUAUAUAGAUUACUGGGAAAAAUUUAUUUUGUCAAUGAUGCUAAUAAUAAAUGUUAAGCUGUAAUCAGGCUUUAUAUAAUAUAGGUAAUGUAAUUGUAUUAUUCCCCUCAAAAA
Molecule: messenger RNA, 2316 nt
Organism: Trifolium pratense (red clover)
Lineage: Eukaryota; Viridiplantae; Streptophyta; Magnoliopsida; Fabales; Fabaceae
Product: probable pectinesterase/pectinesterase inhibitor 61
Exons: 3
Coding region: 236-2077 (613 amino acids)
Biological process (GO): cell wall modification
Molecular function (GO): pectinesterase inhibitor activity; pectinesterase activity
Source: RefSeq, a predicted model, not a curated record